AUGACACAAGGUUAUCAGUAUCUUCAUGAUACUGUCAUAGAUGGCUGCCAAGCAUUCAGGAAGGCCAAUGGGAUGAGUAUUUUCGAGUACAACAGCAAGAAUCCUGAGGCAAAUAGAAUGUUCAAUGAUGCCAUGACUGCUCAGACAAGCUCUGUAAUGGCUUCUGUGUGUAAGGUGUAUGAUGGGUUUAAGAGCUUCAAGAGUGUGGUGGAUGUUGGAGGAGGAGAAGGUUCUGCAAUAUCUACAAUUGUUAAGGAAUAUCCCCAUAUUCAUGGCAUCAAUUUCGACCUUCCUCAUGUUGUAAGGGCUGCUGCUCCAGCAAAAGACAAAAAUGGAGGCAGCUGUCUUGAAAUAUUUAUCACAGUAGCCAAGCCCAUGGCCCUUCAAGCAGCUGUCUUGCUUAACAUUCCAGACAUUAUUGGUAGUGAAAAUCAGCUUGACACUUGUUUGUAA
Molecule: messenger RNA, 453 nt
Organism: Cryptomeria japonica (Japanese cedar)
Lineage: Eukaryota; Viridiplantae; Streptophyta; Pinopsida; Cupressales; Cupressaceae
Product: caffeic acid 3-O-methyltransferase-like
Exons: 2
Coding region: 1-453 (150 amino acids)
Biological process (GO): methylation
Molecular function (GO): O-methyltransferase activity; S-adenosylmethionine-dependent methyltransferase activity
Source: RefSeq, a predicted model, not a curated record